AUGGGGAACUCUCAAACCAAAGAGUCGCGGACGCCCCCACGCCGUCGGAGCCAGCAGUGGUCUCCUGGACCAUCUGAAGCCCCAGGCCGCUCCUUAUACCAAAGCAGUCGGUCGGGCAGAAGUCGCCCAGAUCUGUCUUUACUUGGUAUCGGCAGCAGCCAUCAUGAUCGGGACCGCGACGUGGCCUCACUCGAACAGCGGCGUGAGACGAAACAGGAACGUGAGGCCCGCCGACUGGAGAAAGAGCGUGCUGCCCGGGUAAAGGAACGGGAGCGCAGUAUGAAGGAGGAACAUGUCGACGGAGGAUACUUAGUGACGCAAGGUGUAUACGUGGGGACAGAAGACUUCAGCAAAGCAGUUGUGCGGCAGUUAAUGAUUGAACGACGGCUGGCUCCCUUUUGGAGGGGAUUGAAUGAUUUCUCGGAAUCGUGGGCAGAGCAUCAGCUAAUGGCUGCAGCUCGGGGAAUGCCCAUACCGGAACCCGACGAGAUCCCCCCUGAACUGGAGUAUACACCUCCCAAAGCAACAGAAGUCAAGGAAUCGGCUGGCGCUGCCAACAUCCAACAUCUUACCGUCCCCAUUACUUCGCGCUCGCAGUCCCUCAAUUCAGAUGUAUCGCAAUCCUCAAACCCCCCUCAAUCGUUACCGUCCGCUGCAUCACCGAUCGCGUCGGGCACAUCGACGUCGCCACUCUUCCGUACGCGAGCAAAGACUUUGGCAGCCUUGACCUCUUCUUCAAAGUAUAGUUCGCAAGCUGAAGUAACCCCGCGGGAGCUGCAAUUACCAAAUGACCCAUAUGUCAACGGUCAACCGAUUGAAGUCUAUCUAUACAAGGAUGCCUGCGAAUGUCCUAUCUGCUUCCUUUACUAUCCCCCUUACUUGAAUCGCACUCGAUGCUGUGACCAGCCCAUCUGUUCCGAAUGCUUUGUACAAAUCAAGCGCCCGGACCCUCAUGUUCCAGAGCAUGGGGAGUCAGAUCCCAAUGCAAAUGGCACAGCCGAGGGGGAAGGCACUGAGCGAACUGAUACUGGGGAAUCGCAGCUCGUUUCAGAGCCUUCGGCAUGUCCUUUUUGUGUUCAGCCUGAAUUUGGAGUUACUUAUGCUUCACCACCCUUCCGUCGUGGUCUGACGUACGCUACGGACCUAAGCGGUCGUCCGUCGCCCAACGUCACUUCCCCCGUCUCAUCCUCCUCCUCCCUAUCUUCCGCCAAUAUCCCUUCAAUAGCUGGCCGCCGUCGGGCGACAUCCUUAUCUGCCAGCGACCCUGCGGUGGUCACGACUGAUAAAGUUCGCCCAGACUGGGCUCAAAAGUUGGCGAAUGCUCGGGCGCAUGCGGCACGCCGGUCCGCCGCCGCUACUGCUCUGCACACUGCGGCAUAUUUGAUGAACUCUUCCUCUGGAGAAAAUUCGCGGCUUGGGCUUGGGCGCAGAGGAUUGCGGCGGGCGACUCAGAGUGACGCCGGCCGGUCCGGCUCACCGGCCUUGAAUGCCUUGGGAGACAUUGCGCCGCCGCGCGACAGCUCUCGACGGACCCGCAUUGACGACCUCGAGGAUAUGAUGAUGAUGGAGGCAAUCCGCCUGAGCUUAGCCAGUGAAGAGGACCGGCAGAGGAGGGAAGAAAAAGAGGCCAGGAAAGACGCUAAAAAAAGAGAGAAGGAGGCUAAGAAAGCCGACAAGGCGGCACGUAAAACUGGAUUGUAUAGUAGCAAUACCAGCAGCACUGCUUUGGCAUCGCCCCCCGAGCUCUCGUCUGCCAAGGCAGCCAGUGCGACGCCUCCAAUCGUCGAAGAAGCGUCGGCGCUGGGCAAAGGCAAAGGCGUUGAUCGUGAAUCAAGGUCAAGGCCCCCGGCUUCGGUCGAGAAUGUCUCUUCCGCAGAUUCUAUUUUGAUGGCUGCCGACCCGUCUACCCUGGCUGAGCCUUCCCGACCUUCGCAGUUGCGCCAUGUUUCCAGCGCAUCCUCCUCAUUUUCAUCGAACACAGGCAAUACCCCAGAUGAUCAUGUUUCUAACCCGACCGCCGAAGAAGGUAAAACCUCCACCGAGCCCAUGUUCAACUUCCGCAGCCUGGCUGCUGUUAUUGAUGACGAAGACAAAGCUCACGAGCCGGAGCACGUUGAGAAUACGGCUCAGCCCAAUGUCGAGGGCUCAUCUAGUGGCACUCCAUCCAUCAACCAGCCAGCAGCUGACACGGGCAAGCCCGAGCCUGCUCCUGUGGUGAGAGCUGCAGCAACGGUUGAUGGUGUCUUGCCAAAGGAAUUGGAAACUCGGUCUGUUGAGAUUACAACCCCCGCAGCCGACUCUGAAACUACCUGA
Messenger RNA from Penicillium chermesinum, 2313 nucleotides. RefSeq names its product Sip5p (gene sip5). The transcript has 3 exons. Bases 1 to 2313 code for a protein of 770 amino acids. Gene Ontology annotation, cellular component: cytoplasm. Lineage: Eukaryota; Fungi; Ascomycota; Eurotiomycetes; Eurotiales; Aspergillaceae. The record is from RefSeq and is a predicted model, not a curated record.